Glycine soja is the source of this 1216-nucleotide messenger RNA. RefSeq names its product protein SODIUM POTASSIUM ROOT DEFECTIVE 2-like. The coding region runs from base 146 to 976 and encodes 276 amino acids. The transcript is spliced from 3 exons. NCBI's taxonomy places the organism in Eukaryota, Viridiplantae, Streptophyta, Magnoliopsida, Fabales, Fabaceae. The record is from RefSeq and is a predicted model, not a curated record. Gene Ontology annotation, molecular function: metal ion binding.
UCCCUCUAUCUCUCAGUCCUACAGUGAAACUUAAAAGCUGUUAGAGUCAAACAAUUUUGUCUGCAAAAGUUCUCUCUCUAUCUCUCCCUCUCUGUUAAUAGCAGAUUCUCCAAACCACUGGUUCUCUCUAACCAUUAUCUAAAAGAUGAAACGCAUAGACAUCUUCUGUGCUUCUCAAGCCUCAACAGCCAUAUGUCUGAGCAUGGAUCAAGCCUCAUGCUCCUCUUCCAACACCAUUCUACUCGGAGGCCGAACCAUUGAUCGCCACAAUCCCAUUAUCAAUGACUCAAGAAGGAGCACUUCCAAAUCCCUCACUGCCCCAUGUUCCUCUUCUCAGUCCCCCAUCAACCCCAAGCCUUACCAUGAGCUCCACAAGGCCAAGAAAAACUCUUCUUCAAAAAAUGCAACAAAGGGUCAUGAUAAUCAGAAGAAGAGAAGUACAGCAGAAAAACUCACUGAACAUGUCACCAACACUUCUAAACCAAUUGAUGACAUUGUUCCUAGGAGUUGGCUUAAGCCACCUGCUGAUUUAAUCACUCCUCCUGGUUCAACUAGAUCUUUGCUCAGUGACACUGCCUUAUUGGAUGGUUCAUCAGAUUAUGAUCCAGUUUUGGCUUUAACUACUAUGAUUAACAACAAAACUUCUCAAGCUGUUCAUCAAGAUGAAGCCAAUCCUGUUUCCAAACUUUCUAGCUCUUCUCAUCCAAAAUCUGGUUCCUCAGACCAGGUUGUAGUAUUGAGGGUAUCUUUGCAUUGCAAAGGCUGUGAAGGGAAGGUUAGGAAACACCUCUCCAGAAUGCAAGGAGUUACUUCUUUCAACAUAGAUUUUGCGUCGAAGAAGGUGACAGUGGUUGGGGAUGUGACUCCAUUGAGUGUCUUGGCUAGCAUAUCAAAGGUGAAAAAUGCACAGUUAUGGCCAGCAUCUGCCUCAGCAGUGGAAUCUGGUACGGUUGAAACAGAGAAGAAAUAUAUCUAAUUAAGAGGAAGGUAGAACAUUGAUUUUGAUGAAUGCUUGAGCGUGAAUCCGAUGGUAAUUUUAUUAUUGUAAAUGCAAAUGUUAGCAAGAAUAGCUGUGCCUUGACAAGUAGUAAAAAGUAGAUUGAAUUUUGCAGAAAAAUAAUCAAAUUUGCAUUUUUUUAGUAUAAAUUUAACAAUCUUCAAAUUUUGAGUUAGAAAUUUAUUAGUAUAAUAUAUAAAAUCUGAGAUGAGUCAUGAA